AGGUGGUGCAGAUUGGAUAAACAGAAGGAACUCCUCAACAGCAGGGGGACAAGAUCUUGUCCAUAGAAAAGCACAAGUGUUGUUUGCUCCUGUGACUUGAGUUAGAAAACAGAGGAUCUAUAUAUCUGAACUGAACUGAGCUCGCCUGUCAGUCUCAUGUUUGACGUGAAAAUGGAAGAACAAAUAAGGAGCAAUUUGGGAUUCAUGCAGCGCUCACCCCGACUUCUCCUCGCUGUCUGAACUGCUCAUCAUCAUCACUCACAUUCAGACUGAUGAACACCCAGGAUCAGACAUCUUUAGUGGGGACAGGACUGCUGUCCAGGCUGACACACAUGAUGCACUUUGGGAGGAGCAGUGUUGGGCCUGCAGAGUCCAGCCUCAGCAGCCAGAGGACAGAGAACAACAUGAGGAGCAAGAGCAGUGAUGGUCAGUUAGCCCUGGCUGCACAAAACAUGAACAACUGCAACAACAAUGAUGGUAAAAAAGAUGCCAAGAAAGAGGAACCUAAAAAGGAUGAUAAGAAAGAUGACAAGAAAGAUGCUAAAAAGGAAGAACCAAAGAAGGUGUGGAUCAUGGACCCUGCCACAGAUAUGUACUAUUACUGGCUGGCCAUAAUAUCCAUCCCAGUGUUCUACAACCUUAUGUUCCUAGUGGCCAGGUCUUGCUUUAAUGACCUGCAGCAUACAGAUAUAAUGAUGUGGAUGGUUUUGGAUUACACUUCCGAUGUCCUCUACUACAUUGACACCUUUGUGAGAGCCAGGACAGGUUUUCUGGAGCAAGGUCUUCUUGUAAAGGAUGAGAAGGUCCUGAAAGAAAAGUACAUAAAGACACUCCAGUUCAAAUUAGACAUUAUAUCAAUUAUUCCCACAGAUUUAAUAUUUCUCAUAAUUGGAACUGACUACCCAGAGUGGAGAUUCAACCGUCUCUUUAAGUUAGCCCGUCUUUUUGAGUUCUUUGACCGGACUGAAACUCGAACAAAUUAUCCCAACAUCUUUCGAAUUGCUAAUCUUGUACUUUACAUUAUCAUCAUUAUCCACUGGAAUGCUUGCCUUUUCUUUGCCAUCUCCAAGAUGCUUGGCUUUGGCUCAGACACCUGGGUAUAUCCAGACAUAAAGAAACCUCAGUUUUCUCGCCUGGCCAGGCAGUACAUCUACUGCUUUUACUGGUCCACUCUUACCCUGACAACUAUCGGUGAGACACCACCCCCAGUCCGAGACAUUGAAUACUUUUUUGUGGUAGCUGACUUCCUCACUGGGGUUCUGAUCUUUGCUACGAUCGUAGGCAAUGUUGGGGCCAUGAUUUCCAACAUGAGUGCCGCACGUGUAGAGUUCCAGGCUAAGAUUGACUCAAUAAAGCAAUACAUGCAGUUUCGGAAGGUCACCAAAGACCUGGAGAUUAGGGUGGUGAAGUGGUUUGACUACCUGUGGACAGAGGAGAAAACCUGUGAUGAGAAGAAGGUACUGAAGAACCUGCCAGACAAGCUAAAGGCUGAGAUAGCCAUCAAUGUACAUCUGGAGACUCUAAGAAAAGUGCGCAUCUUUCAAGACUGUGAAGCAGGUUUGCUUGUUGAGUUGGUCCUUAAACUUCAGCCUCAAGUUUUCAGUCCUGGCGACUACAUCUGUAAGAAGGGGGACAUUGGAAGGGAAAUGUAUAUCAUCAAAGGAGGCAAGCUGGCUGUGGUAGCAGAUGAUGGGGUUACCCAGUUUGUGGUCCUAAGUGAUGGGGCAUACUUUGGAGAAAUUAGCAUCCUCGGUAUCAAGGGCAGUAAGGCAGGAAACCGAAGAACAGCCAACAUCCGAAGUGUGGGCUACUCUGAUCUGUUUGCACUGUCCAAAGAUGAUCUGAUGGAGGCACUCACUGAGUAUCCUGAUGCUAAAGGUAUGCUGGAGGAGAAGGGAAAGGCCAUCCUGAUGAAAGAUAAUCUCAUUGAUGAGGCACUGGUCAAUGCUACUGACGCCAAAGACUUGGAGGAAAAAGUCAACCGGAUUGAAGCCAGUUUGGAUGUCAUGAUGGUUAAAUUUCGAAAGCUGACAGGCCAGUAUGAAUCUUCCCAGCGUAAAAUGAAGCAACGGCUCAGUAAUAUGUCGAACCAGGUUCGAACACUCAGAGUAGACAAUGAGUAGAUCUUGGCUUUGCACUACUACUGCCAGUCUUUGGAAUGUUCAGGACAUACGUUCAAGGUCAUCUGUUCUGUAGGACUUUUUGUACACACCAAAUGGCUAAACAGUGACUGUCUCCAUUCAUUUUCUCCAUAUAUGGU
Sander lucioperca (pikeperch) is the source of this 2260-nucleotide messenger RNA. Its product is annotated as cyclic nucleotide-gated channel cone photoreceptor subunit alpha-like. The record is from RefSeq and is a predicted model, not a curated record. NCBI's taxonomy places the organism in Eukaryota, Metazoa, Chordata, Actinopteri, Perciformes, Percidae. Gene Ontology annotation, biological process: monoatomic cation transmembrane transport. Bases 273 to 2123 code for a protein of 616 amino acids. The transcript has 8 exons. Gene Ontology annotation, molecular function: intracellularly cAMP-activated cation channel activity; protein-containing complex binding; cGMP binding. Gene Ontology annotation, cellular component: plasma membrane; intracellular cyclic nucleotide activated cation channel complex.